This is a messenger RNA of Condylura cristata (star-nosed mole), 444 nucleotides long. RefSeq lists its product as uncharacterized. NCBI's taxonomy places the organism in Eukaryota, Metazoa, Chordata, Mammalia, Eulipotyphla, Talpidae. The record is from RefSeq and is a predicted model, not a curated record.
AUGGGGUCACCAGGAACUGAGCGCAGAGGGACAGCUCAGCUCCUGCGCUUCCAGCUGGCUCCCAUCAAGAAGUUAGAAGGCAGCCUGCAAAUGCAUUUCCUGUUAUCUCUCCACCCUAGAACGACUUUCCCUAGCGGGGCUGGGGGAGGGGAGGCGGGGCGGGGGCGCGAGGCGGGCUGGAGGGCGGGGUGGAAGGGAGGCGCCGAGGCCCGGAGCGGUCCGGGGAGGGUCUGGAAGAUGGUUGCCUGGCAGCUGGUGGGAGGGACCGAUCUGCGGGCUCGCGGCAGGGGCCGCCCCGGUCCUAAUGAAAACGUGUCCUUGCUCCAGGCCGGGCACCCGGACGCACCACCUCGGCCUCUCCCCGCCGCCUGCAAGAGGAAGAGCACUGCCCGCGGACACCCAACGCUUUACUCCCGACCGAUGCAUCCGUCUCGCUGCGUCUAG